Molecule: messenger RNA, 1733 nt
Organism: Vespa crabro (European hornet)
Lineage: Eukaryota; Metazoa; Arthropoda; Insecta; Hymenoptera; Vespidae
Product: zinc finger protein 510-like
Exons: 4
Coding region: 317-1576 (419 amino acids)
Biological process (GO): regulation of transcription by RNA polymerase II
Cellular component (GO): nucleus
Molecular function (GO): DNA-binding transcription factor activity; RNA polymerase II cis-regulatory region sequence-specific DNA binding; zinc ion binding
Source: RefSeq, a predicted model, not a curated record
AAUAAUUUUAUAGUCCACUUGUGACUUAUUUGCAAGAUCGACUGACGACUUGUGCAUGUUUUUUGAAUUGAAUAAAUAAAUAUUUCGUUUUAAAGUAGAUUAUAUUAAAUGGUAUUUACAAUUUGUCUGAAACAUUUCAGUGAAAUGUGUGUUGUGGUUCGUGUUUCUUUUUUUUUCUUUUUUUCGCAAAUAAAAUAUUUAUUUAAUCGCGCAGUACACGUAUAUAUGUUGAGUAAUCCAACAAUAAAAUUCCUUAACCUUGUUUCCCAAAGAUUUGAAAAUUUUUCGCGCGCUUCUCAUAAAGUCCUUUAUUUGAAUGUUAUGUCUUCGAAAGGAAGAAAGUAUGUUGUCUAUAUUUUCUUUUGACAACGAAAAACUACGUUUACAAAUUAUAAAUUGCUGUUCUAUAGAGAUAUCAGAAAACGAUAUAUUACCUAAAUUAAUAUGUAUAGAAUGUAUUACAAAAUUAGAAGCUUUUCACGAAUUUAGAAAAGAAUGUAAAAAAUCUGAUAAUGCAUUACGCGAAUAUUAUAAUGUGGAAUUAAAUGUUGGGUUUAAUUUAAACAGUAUUAAAAUAUAUCAGGAUAUUUAUGUACAAACGGACAUAACAAAUGCAACAUUUUUCCAAAAAAUGGAAAAGCCUUCUUUGUCCACGCAAGCUAAGAAAAUAGAAAAACAAAAUAAUUUCAAUAUGUAUUUUAAUACUAACGAUGAUCAUAAUCAAGAUGACAAUGCAAUAAUUAGCUCUAAGUAUUUAGAUCAUGCAGUUUCAAGUAGUUCUGAUAGUCAGAAUUCUUUUGAAACUAAUGAUAAGCCACAAUUACAAUAUAAGUGGACAGCAAGUAUGAGAGACUUAGAAACUGUCGGUAUAAGAAAAAGCAAUCGUUUAAAAAAUAGACAGAUUUCUACAUGUAAUCUUUGUGAAACAGAAUAUACAUCUAGAAAAGCAUUACUCGAGCAUACCAAACUUCAUAUCAAUGAAAAAAGUACCAAGCAAAAAGCCAGUAGAAUAUUUAAGUGUGAAAUAUGCAAUAUGUCAUUUAAUAAAAAACUCAAACUCAAUUUGCACUUGCGCAUACAUGGUAAAGUACCAUCUAUAAAAAAUAAAAAACAAUAUUUAUGCGAUGUUUGUAGUAAAACUUUUGUAUCUAAAUCUGGAUUACAAAGGCAUCUAAAAACUCAUAAUGAUUCCAAACCAUAUGCUUGUCAAUUUUGCAAUAAAACUUUUAUUAUACUCAGUUACAAAAAGAGACACGAAAAAACACAUAACGGCAAUAAAGAUUUUGUAUGCCAUAUUUGCAGUGCAGCAUAUGCAUCUCCUAAUGGAUUCAAGUAUCAUUUAAGACUUCAUACGGGAGAAGCUAAUUAUCCUUGUGAAGUAUGUGGUAAAUCUUUCAGAAGAAAAAGAUACUUAAAGGAACAUACUUUUACUCAUACAGGAGAGAAACCAUUUGUUUGCAAAAUAUGCGGAUCAGCUUAUGCUAAUUCUGGUACUCUUUUUGUACAUGAGAAAAAAUGCAAAUUUAGACUUACUCGUGAUAAUACUGUAUCUAUGAGGAAGGAAGAACUCAAAUGAAACUUGAAAAAGUUUUAAAUAUUACAUAAUUUCCUAAGUACCUGAAUCCUACAGUUAAUAUGUGUCUUCCAAGGUUGUUCUUUGUCUAAUUUAUCAAACAUCUAAAAUGUAUUCAAUUUAUUUAAAUUAAAAAUACUUAUAUAUAUAUACAUUUAUA